Molecule: messenger RNA, 903 nt
Organism: Aureococcus anophagefferens
Lineage: Eukaryota; Pelagophyceae; Pelagomonadales; Pelagomonadaceae
Exons: 1
Coding region: 1-903 (300 amino acids)
Biological process (GO): 5-phosphoribose 1-diphosphate biosynthetic process; purine nucleotide biosynthetic process
Cellular component (GO): cytoplasm; ribose phosphate diphosphokinase complex
Molecular function (GO): ribose phosphate diphosphokinase activity; magnesium ion binding
Source: RefSeq, a predicted model, not a curated record
AUGGCGCGCGCCAUCGAGGCGUCGCAGCCGGACCGCUUCCACUUCCACGAGAGCUCCUGGGACAAGUUCCCCGACGGCACGGACAAGAUCGUCGUCGGCGGGUUCAGCCCGAGGAACCUCAUCGCCGGCGAGCACGUGCUCAUGCUCUGCUCCUUCCACGACAACGACGUGACGCUCUCCCAGUUCCAGGUCAUGGUCAUGCUGCUCCAGGGCUUCAUCAAGUCGCUGACCAUCGUGCUCCCCUUCUACCCGACGGGGACCAUGGAGCGCGUCGUCCUCGAGGGCGAGGUCGCGACGGCGAACACGUACGCGCAGCUCUUCUCGGCGCUGCCGUCCUGCGGGUCGCCGACGCGCCUGGUCGUCUACGACCUGCACACGCUGCAGAACCGCUUCUACCUCCACGGGAACACGAUCGCGUCGCUGCAGACGACGAUCCCGUGCCUCCUGCCGUACCUCGAAAAGUCGGGCGUCGACGCCGUGGCCUUCCCCGACGACGGCGCGGCGAAGCGCUUCAAGCACAUGUUCGACCCGGCGACCUACGAGAUCAUCGUCUGCGGGAAGAUCCGCGACGGCGACGUGCGGUCCGUGACGGUGCAGGACGGCGACCCGGCCGGGCGGAACGUCGUCAUCGUCGACGACCUCGUGCAGACGGGGGGCACGCUCUACGAGUGCGGCGUCGCCCUGGAGCAGCUCGGCGCGGCGAAGGUGUCGGCGUUCGUGGCCCACGGCGUCUUCCCGCAGGACGCGUGGCUCCGCUUCGCGCGCGGCGGCGACCGGGACGUCUUCGACACGUUCUACGUGACGAACUCCAUCCCGACGACGACGAACAAGCUGCCGCGGGACGACGUCUUCACGGUCAUCGACCUCACGGCGCGCAUCGUCGACGACCUCGACGGCUUCUAA